Molecule: messenger RNA, 958 nt
Organism: Phoenix dactylifera (date palm)
Lineage: Eukaryota; Viridiplantae; Streptophyta; Magnoliopsida; Arecales; Arecaceae
Product: brassinosteroid-responsive RING protein 1-like
Biological process (GO): protein ubiquitination
Molecular function (GO): ubiquitin protein ligase activity
Source: RefSeq, a predicted model, not a curated record
AGGACCAGAUGUCACAUGGCGUGUCAACCAUCUCUACUUCCUCCCAACUUCACAACAGCCUUCCUAUUAUUUAUAGACCCCACCAUUCAACCCCUUCGCCAUUCUCUCCUCAUCACCACCCACACCCUUUGUUCCUUUGUCACCACCAUAUCUAUUCUUUCCUUCACCUACUUCCUCCAACUUAAGCAAGAGCACAACUAUACUCCCAUCUCCAUCAUGGGCUUCCCUUCUGUUUGUUAUUGUGUCAUCCUUCCGAAACCUCUGAUCCUUGUAGUCCAACUCCUCGCCCUUCUAAAGCUCGCAGUGGCGAUGAUCCUCUACUAUCUUGGCCUCACUUCAUUGCCUGAAGACUACGGCUAUCCUCUCUCGGCAACCGACUUCUCGGUCCCAUCGUCUCUUCCGAGCACCCCUUCGGCGAUCAAAAGCGGGAUUCCGGUCGUGAAAUUCUCGAGCUUUCGCAGGAGUUCAUCUCAAGGGGAGGAGCCCACCUGUGCUGUUUGCUUGGGAGAACUGGAGGCAAGGCAUGAGGUUAGGGAGCUUGGCAACUGCUGCCAUGCGUUCCACAAGGGGUGCAUAGAUAAGUGGGUGGACAGGGGUCAGGUCACUUGUCCAUUGUGUAGAGCCCAGUUGUUGCCCAAGGGAAGGGAUGAGAAAGGGAUAGCCAUUGGCUUGAUGUGAAGCUUUGAAGAUGAUCAUGACGCAUGUUUGUCAGGAAUGGUUGCUGAGGGGGGUAACAGUGGUCUUGUGCACCCCCACUUCUUCUUUUUUUUUUUUGCCUCUGGACCACUGAAUCAUGUGUGCAGUUCUAAGUGAUGGUGCAUUUCCUUCUACCCUUGACGCUAGGGAGACCCAAGUGUUUCUCUAUUCAUUCCUGCAGAAGGUUAGGGAGUAUUGUAUGAUGAGUUCCACUUCCAAAGUAAAAUAAAUAAAUGCUGGUGCUCCUAUUUGAGAGAUGCAA